AGCAAUUUAAAAAAAAAUACUUCAGCCGUUCCAAACAUCCCUUGGCAACUUUUGCUCUUCCUCUCGAACGGUUAUAGCUCUCUCCUUCUUUUUCUCUCGUCGAAAUUCAUUUGUUAAUUGGGUUACGCUGCUUGAUCUUUAAUCUUUUAGUUGUUCAGUUCGUGAGAAAGUUGAGUUAAAGAGUAGAAAUAUUUCUCUUCCUUCCUCUGAUUUCUCAUCUUGGGGGUUUGCUUGUUGAGGAAAAUGCUGUGUUUGAAUGGUGUCUCUCUUGCCCGCACCUUCCCUUCCACCAAAUGGUUGUUUGCUCGGCAUUCAUGCAGCAAAUUGUUUGUUGGAGGACUUUCUUAUGACACAAAUGAAACUGUUCUGAAGGAUGCUUUUGUACAGCAUGGUGAAAUAAUUGAAGUUAAAGUUAUAUGCCAUCAUGUCACUGGGAAAUCCAAGGGAUAUGGGUUUGUGCAGUUCACAUCUGAAACUGCAGCUAGCACAGCUCUAAAAGAAAUGGAUGGUCAGUUACUCGAUGGCAGAAAUAUUCGUGUGGAUUAUGCUCACAGAGGGCGACUUUGAGAACCUUAGGAAAGCUGGGAUUUGCUGAUGGUCUCAUGGUUGGAUCUCCAAGGCUCGACUCUUUCAACAAAAAGUGGGUGAAUUGAUGCUGUUGGCAACUUGGCAUGGUGAGCUGACUUUGAACUUAAAUAGCCUGUGAUGUCCAACCAUGUCCAGGAUAUGAUAUGUGGACAAUCAGCCUCUUUAAGGAAAAAGCCUCCCAAGUGGAAUUAAAUCAUAUCAAAAUUAAUUGUUAAAAGUGUAAAAAAUUAGAUUGAGAUAGAACUGCUGUAUUUGUUGAUUCAUCUGCUCUUAUAAUUCAAAUAAAGCUAUUUUAAUUGGCUUUGUCUUUGUUCACCAUUGUAUGGCUGAAAUGAUAGACAAAUAUUAAGAGCAAUGGAUUUUUUUUUUC
Malania oleifera is the source of this 958-nucleotide messenger RNA. Its product is annotated as glycine-rich RNA-binding protein 4, mitochondrial. Gene Ontology annotation, molecular function: RNA binding. Bases 244 to 567 code for a protein of 107 amino acids. NCBI's taxonomy places the organism in Eukaryota, Viridiplantae, Streptophyta, Magnoliopsida, Santalales, Ximeniaceae. The transcript has 6 exons. The record is from RefSeq and is a predicted model, not a curated record.